Molecule: messenger RNA, 3619 nt
Organism: Ceraceosorus guamensis
Lineage: Eukaryota; Fungi; Basidiomycota; Exobasidiomycetes; Ceraceosorales; Ceraceosoraceae
Product: putative DNA polymerase delta catalytic subunit
Exons: 9
Coding region: 218-3457 (1079 amino acids)
Biological process (GO): base-excision repair, gap-filling; DNA-templated DNA replication; DNA replication proofreading
Cellular component (GO): delta DNA polymerase complex
Molecular function (GO): DNA binding; 3'-5'-DNA exonuclease activity; nucleotide binding
Source: RefSeq, a predicted model, not a curated record
CCAAUCACAGGCACAACAGUCAAUCGAGAAGGCAAGCGCGGCGCGGCGCGGAUUGCACAUUCACCAUUGUCAUUGGACUUAUCGCACCCUGACAAGCUCGCACUCUCCGCGACUUGCUUCCGCUCAGACUACACUCUCACCUCCGUCACUAGCGAGUGCCGCGCGCGCAAACAGCAUCUCCACUCGUUGGUCAAUUCGUCCAGCUUCCACCUUCGCGAUGGCCUCUGUAGCGACAACUCGGGCUGCAUUGCCUCCUUCUCCCGCCGCGCAGCACAAGCGUCGAAGAGUGGAAGGCGCUGCUGGUGCGAUGGUGGUGAACAAAAAGGGCGCAGGAGGAGCCAAGUCAGGUGCGAAAUCCUUUGUAGAGACCUUAGAGAAGCUGCGUGAUGAAGCGGAACAGGUGGCGAUGGAAGAGGCGGGAUCGGAGGAGGACAAGUGGGCUCGACCAGCUUUGCAGCCGCUGGAUACCAAGAGGGAUGGCAUAACAUUUCAGCAGAUCGACAUUGAAGAGUAUCAAGCGCCCAAUCAGGCUCCCCUCAUCCGAAUCUAUGGAGUCACUGCUGCUGGCCACUCGGUCCUCGCUCACGUAUCCGGAUUCCUGCCUUACUUUUACAUCCACGCACCGCGGGGUUUUCAACAGAGCGAUUGCAGCUCCUUCGCCAAUCACCUCAACUCGCUCUUUGGCGCAAGGAGCGUGACGCGUGUGGAGAUGGUGGCGAAAAAGAGUCUGAUGAACUAUUUGGGCGAUCAAGACGUCGCCUUUCUCAAGAUCACCACUGGCGAUAUUCGCAAUCUCGGCAAAGUCAGGGGAAGUCUGGAGCGGGGAGAAGUGUCGUUCAGGGAUCUGAUGUCGUCGGGGGAUGCGCAGGUCAGCUACGAAAACAUCGCUUACUCGCUGCGCUUCAUGAUCGAUCACAAGAUUGUGGGCAUGAACUGGUUGACCAUUCAACCCGAAGGCUACACGGUCCGAUCAGACAAUGACAAGCUGUCCCGCUGUCAGAUCGAGGUCAAUUGCUCCUCCGAAAGCUUAGUUUCGCAUGCACCAGACGACGAGUGGGCGGACAUCGCCCCGCUGCGCAUCCUCAGCUUCGACAUUGAGUGCGCAGGAAGAAAAGGCGUCUUUCCGGAAGCCGAGGUCGACCCGGUGAUCCAGAUUGCCAGCAUGGUCACCCGUCAAGGCGAGACGGCGCCCUUUAUCAAGAACGUCUUUACCCUCAACACUUGCUCCCCCAUCGUGGGCACGCACGUCAAGGACUUUCAAAGCGAAAAGGACAUGCUGGAAGCUUGGGCGGACUUUGUGCAGGUCGUCGAUCCGGACGUCGUCAUUGGGUACAACAUUGCCAACUUUGACUUUCCCUAUCUCCUCGAUCGAGCCAAAGCGCUCAAAGCUACGAAGUUUCCUUAUCUGGGCAGAGAGCGGUUGACACGUACCGAGGCCAAGGACACGCACUUUUCAUCCAAAGCUUACGGCACCCGAGAUUCAAAGAAUACAGAGUUGCAAGGCAGGCUUCAGUUGGACAUGCUUCAGGUCAUGCAGCGAGACUACAAGCUGCGCUCCUACUCGCUCAAUUCCGUCUCGUUUGAGUUCCUGGGAGAACAAAAGGAGGAUGUACACUUUUCGCUCAUUACGGAGCUUCAAAAUGGAGGGCCUGAGGCUCGUCGAAGAUUAGCAGUAUACUGCUUGAAAGACGCUUAUCUGCCGCAACGACUUAUGGACAAGCUUAUGUGCUUUAUCAACUAUAUUGAGAUGUCUCGCGUAACGGGCGUGCCCUUCAACUACCUCUUGGCAAGAGGUCAACAGAUCAAGGUGGUCUCGCAGCUGUUCAGAAAGGCCCGCGAAGACAAUUACUUGGUGCCUUCGCUGAAGUCUGAAGGUACAGACGAUCAGUACGAGGGAGCGACCGUGCUGGAGCCCAAGCAAGGUUACUACGAUUCGCCUAUCACCACUUUGGAUUUUGCCUCGCUUUAUCCUUCCAUCAUGAUGGCGCACAACUUGUGCUACACUACGCUGCUCACCCGAACGACGAUCGAGCGAUUGAAGCUUGUCAAGGACAAGGAUUACGUGCUGACGCCCAACAAUAACACGUUUGUCAAGCCAGAUGUUCGAAAGGGGCUUUUGCCCACUGUGCUGGAGGACCUGUUGGCCGCUCGUAAGCGAGCCAAAGCGGAUCUGAAAAAGGAGACGGAUCCCUUCAAACGUGCCGUGCUGGACGGAAGGCAGCUGGCACUCAAAAUUAGCGCCAACUCUGUCUAUGGUUUCACAGGUGCAACGGUGGGCAAACUGCCAUGCUUGGAGAUCAGCAUGAGCGUCACGGCGUACGGUAGGCAGAUGAUUGAGCAGACCAAGACGCAGGUAGAGUCGCACUACUCCAUCGCCAAUGGCUUCGAGCACGAUGCAGAAGUCGUCUAUGGUGAUACCGACUCGGUCAUGGUCAAGUUUGGCACGCCAGACUUGAAGAGGGCCAUGGAGCUGGGAGCGGAUGCGGCUGCAAGAGUAUCCACCACGUUUACUAAGCCCAUCAAGUUGGAAUUCGAGAAAGUCUACUUUCCUUAUCUGCUCAUCUCCAAGAAGAGGUAUGCAGGUCUGUACUGGACCAAUCCGGACAAGUGGGACAAGAUGGACACGAAGGGCAUCGAGACCGUCCGCAGAGAUAAUUGUCGCUUGGUGCGCAUGGUCAUUGAUACUUGUCUGCGCAAGAUGCUCAUCGACCGCGACGUCAGGGGAGCAGAAGACUUCGUCAAGCAAGUGAUUUCCGAUUUGCUGCAGAACAAGAUCGACCUGUCUCAGCUAGUGAUCACCAAGGCGCUUGCCAAGGCGGACUACGCAGCCAAGCAAGCUCACGUAGAGUUGGCAGAGAGGAUGCGAAAGAGGGAUGCUGGGUCUGCGCCGGCGCUCGGCGACCGUGUCGCCUACGUCAUCGUCAAGGGCACAAAGGGCGCUGCUGCGUACGAAAAGUCAGAAGAUCCCCUGUACGUGCUCGAACACAACAUUCCCAUCGAUACGAGGUAUUACUUGGACAAUCAGCUGGCAAAACCCUUGAUGCGAAUCUUUGAACCCAUCUCUGGUGCAGGUGCACAGAAGCUGCUCAAUGGGUCUCAUACGCGCACCGUGCAAGUGGCCACCUCUACCGUAGGCUCGUUGAUGAAGUUCGCAGUCAAGACUGCACAAUGUCUCGGAUGCAGGACUCCUCUGCCUGCAAAGCUCGGGGAUGCCCCGGUCUGCGAACGUUGCAGACCUCGAUUGCCCGAGAUAUAUGCUGAAAAGCUCGCGAGGCAGUCAUCCCUCGAAGAAGAGUUCUCUCGACUUUGGACAUGCUGUCAACGUUGCAGUGGCACAGUGACGCAGGACGUCCUGUGCAGCAAUUCUGAUUGUCCUGCUUUCUACUCGAGAAGAAGAGCGCAAAAGGAUGUAGAGGAGGCUUCUAAGGUCAUGGCUAGGUUCGACAUUUCUUGGUAGACAGAUGAUCAACGCAUACCUUUGGCACGCACGUGUACCGUAGCAUUUCCCUUUUCUGCCCCCUCUUUCAAUCAAGCAGCGUCCACGCGCGCCUAGAGACCCGUGUUUUCGGCAUCGCUGCCUGACUCAUAGGCUCGCGCAAAAGUGCGUAAUCCAAACUCG